AUGUCGCGUCCAUACGACCAACCAAUCACCGACAUCGCGCACUACAUCUUCCACUACGAGGUCGACAAAACCGACGAUGAAGUAUGGCAGUGUGCGCGGACGGCUCUUCUCGAUGCGAUGGGCUGUGCCAUCGAGACGGCAGCAACCAGCGCCGAAUGUCGAAGUCUACUCGGCCCCGUGGUUGCGGGCACAGUCGUCCCCGAUGGAUUCCGGGUGCCGGGCACAGAUCUGCAGGUUGAUCCCGUGCAGGGGGCAUUUGAUCUGGGGGUUUUGAUUCGGUACUUGGAUCAUAAUGAUGCGCUGGGUGGUGCGGAGUGGGGACAUCCUUCAGAUAACCUCGGUGCCAUUCUGUCUGUUAUGGAUUGGCUAUCUCGGGCAUCUGCGUCUGGACAACUCCACCGAGGACCGCCGCUGACGAUGCGGACCCUGCUGCUUGCAUUGAUCAAGGCGUACGAGAUCCAGGGGUGCUAUCAGAUCCGGAACGCUUUCAAUGCCUUCGGAAUCGACCAUGUAGUGCUAGUCAAGCUUGCGGCGGCUGCAACAGUCUCCUGGUUGCUUGGGCUGACUGAGGAGCAAACGAAAGCAACCAUUUCCCACGUGUGGAUGGAUGGCCAGCCCACCCGAGUUUAUCGCUCUGGUGCCAAUACAAUCCCGCGGAAGGGGUGGGCGGCAGGGGAUGCGUGCAGACGAGCUGUGCAGCUGGCUCUGCUUGUACAGGCAGGUCAACCGGGGGCACCAGAGGCAUUAACUGCGAAACCCUGGGGCUUUUUGGCGCGGACAUUUGACGAGGCGGGGUUCGAGCUGCCUCGGUCAUUCCAGUCGUGGACAAUCCGAAAUGUGCUUUUCAAGACCAUGCCCGUGGAAGGACACGGGAUUGCAGCCGUGGAAGCAGCCCUGCUUCAGCUCCGACGGCUGCAGCAAAGUCGAUGGUCGGUGAACCACAUUACACGGAUCGAUCUGCGAACGACUGCUGCGGCUGAUCUGAUUAUCAACAAACAGGGCCCUCUGCACAAUGCGGCUGAUCGUGACCACUGUAUUCAAUACGUCGUCGCCUUGGCUUUGCUGAAGGGUCACGCACCCGAAGCCGUCGACUACUUGGAUGAAAGCGAAUGGGCAACCAGUGAGGAGUUGGCAUCUUUGCGCCAGAGGAUCACCGUCUGUGCCGAUACUGAGCUCACUCGGGGCUAUCUCGACCACGACGAAAAGAGCAUCGGCACAGGAAUGACAAUUUACCUCGAUGACGGGUCUUUCUUGUCGGAGAUUGUGGUCGAGUAUCCCGUGGGGCAUGUGCGAAAUCACCAAACCAGGGGGGUUUUGCAAGCAAAGUUCAUGCGGAACAUGGAACGCUUGUUCUCGCCGGAAGAGAUCUCUCGAAUCGUCAAGGCUGUCGAAGAUGACGAGAUGCCGGUCAAGAAAUUUGUGGAUCUGUUCGCUCGCCCAUCGACCGGGCAAGACUGUGAAUCUGGAGCAUCCCUCGUGCCCACAUGA
Molecule: messenger RNA, 1488 nt
Organism: Penicillium alfredii
Lineage: Eukaryota; Fungi; Ascomycota; Eurotiomycetes; Eurotiales; Aspergillaceae
Product: putative 2-methylcitrate dehydratase (PrpD)
Exons: 2
Coding region: 1-1488 (495 amino acids)
Molecular function (GO): 2 iron, 2 sulfur cluster binding; 2-methylcitrate dehydratase activity
Source: RefSeq, a predicted model, not a curated record